UCCAGCUGUCCCUCAGUCGGUCGGAACCACGGGAGAAUCACCGGAAAGGGUUUUGGUGAUAAAACAGCAUAUUUUGGAAGGAGAUACCACAUUAUAUGGUUACAUAAACACGCAACGAGCUACUUUAUCCGGUAUUUCACGAUGGAAACUGAACUAUGAGGUGUUGUGUACUGCAGAAGACUGAGUGAACCAUGGCACAGUUCCCCACCACAUUCACAGGUCCAGAUGUGUUUCUGAUCUCGGUGGAUGAGAGAGCCAAACAUGAUCAGCAGUUUCUCAGCCUCUCUCCAACUGCCGGGGGUUACAUCACAGGCGACCAAGCCAGGAACUUCUUCCUUCAAUCAGGGCUGCCCCCUCCCAUCCUAGCCCAAAUCUGGGCUCUGGCUGAUAUGAACAGCGAUGGUCGUAUGGACAUUCACGAGUUCUCCAUCGCCAUGAAACUCAUCAAAUUGAAACUCCAGGGUCACCCUCUGCCCCCCGCGCUCCCUCCCAGUAUGAAACAACCCCCACUGACUUUACCCCCACAGGGUGGCUUUGGCAUGCCCCCCAUGCCCCCCAUCGCAGCUCCUCUGCCAGGCGUGCCUCCGCUCCCCCUGCCACCUCUCCCUGUCGGAGUGUCUCCUCCACUCGUCUCAUCCGCCCCUCCUCCUCUACCCCCGCCCAUCGCCAACGGAGCUCCCCCCACAGGCAUAAUGCAGCCCAUCUCAGGCUUCUCCCACCCAGCUCCCUCUGUCAACAAGUCCUCUUCAUUUAAUCGUUCCAGUGCAAAGUUGCAGAAGGGGUCGUCCUUGGACGCUGCUAGUGCUCAGCCCCCCCCUGAUUGGGCCGUUCCUCAGUCCUCCAGGCUGAAGUACAGACAGCUUUUUAACUCCCAUGACAAGAUGAUGAGUGGACACCUCACAGGUCCCCAGGCUCGCACUAUCCUGAUGCAGUCCAGUCUUCCUCAGGGCCAGCUGGCCACAAUAUGGAGUUUAUCAGAUAUUGACCAGGAUGGAAAGCUGACCGCCGAGGAGUUUAUCUUAGCCAUGCACCUCAUAGAUAUGGCUAUGUCAGGGUUACCGCUACCCCCUGUGUUACCACCAGAUUACCUCCCGCCCACAUUCAGGCGUGUGCGAAGUGACAGUGUUCAGUCGGACCAGAAGAGCGUGCAGGAGGAGGCAGAGGAGGAGGCGGAGUGCAGCCAGGACAAGAAACUACCAGUGACAUUUGAGGAUAAGAAAAGGGAGAACUUUGAGCGAGGAAACCUGGAGUUGGAGAAGAGACGUCAGGCUCUGCAGGAGCAGCAGAGGAAAGAGCAGGAGAGACUGGCUGCGCUGGAAAGAGAGGAACAGGAGAGAAAGGAGCGUGAGCGUCUGGAGCAGGAGAGGAGACGACAACACGAACUAGAAAAACAACUGGAGAGACAGAGAGAGCUGGAGAGGCAGAGGGAAGAGGAAAGGCGCAAAGAGAUAGAGAGGAGAGAGGCUGCUAAGCGAGAAUUAGAGCGUCAGCGUCAGCUGGAGUGGGAGCGUCAACGUCGCCAGGAGCUUCUGACUCAAAGAAACAGAGAGCAGGAGAGUAUAGUGCUGCUCAAAGCCAGGAAGAAGACCCUGGAGUUUGAACUGGAGGCUUUGAAUGAUAAGAAGACACAGUUGGAGGGCAAACUGAAGGAUGUUCGGUUUCGUCUGUCAGCUCAGCGGAGAGAAGUGGAGCAGACCAACCAGACGAGAGAAACACGCAUUGCUGAAAUCACCCUGCUACAACAGCAGCUGCAGGACUCGCAGCAGUGGUUGGGGAGGCUAAUUCCUGAUAAACAAAGUCUCAAUGACCAGCUGAAACAGGUUCAACAGAACAGUCUACAUCGUGACAGCCUGUCGUCCCUGCAGAAGGCUGUGGAGCAAAAGGAGACCAGCAGACAGCAGCUCAGAGAACAGCUAGAUGCUGUGGAGAGAGAGACGAGGGCCAAACUUCUGGAAAUAGACGCUUUCAACACCCAGCUGAAGGAACUGAGGGAGAUCCACAGUCGGCAGCAGAGGCAGAAACAGAAGGAGCUGGAAGGAGACAUACAGACACUGACACACACACACCCUCACAUACACACCCCGAUUGAGAGGAAGUCUGCUGAACUGCAGGACAGCAGGUUGUCAUCAGAGGAGGGCGUGGCCUGGAAGGAUGAAGCAGUGAGCUCUGCCCCCAACGCUCCCAGCCCCCCCUCCAUCUCUGCACCCCAUGCCUGGCUAAACAGAGUGACUCAGGAAGAGGAGGACAGGAAGAGGAGAGGGCUGGAGGAUGAGGAGGAAGAGGGCAAGAAGGGAGCAGGAAUAGCAGAAGAGAAGGAGGAUGAGGGGAGAGGCAAGAAGGACAUGCAGGAGAAACUGAACAAGCUGUUCAGCCAGCCGACCGACCCCUGGGCCUCAACGGUAGAGAAGGCUCCAGUCCCCAGUCUGUUUGACCAGAAAGCACCAGUCAGCAGCUUCGACCAGCAGCAGCAGCAGCCAGUGAAGGUGGUCUACUACAGGGCUCUAUAUCCAUUUGAUGCUCGCAGCCAUGAUGAGAUCAGUAUCGCCCCCGGAGACGUAAUCAUGGUGAAGGGGGAAUGGGUGGAUGAGUCCCAAACAGGUGAACCCGGCUGGCUGGGAGGAGAGCUCAGGGGUCGCACUGGUUGGUUUCCAGCCAAUUACGCAGAACGGAUACCCGACAGCGAAGCACCGAUCAGCCUGCGCGCAACAGCCUCAGCCACACCCACCUCAGCCCAGCAGCCAAUGACCACGCCUCCCCCAGCACCUGGACACACCUCCUCCUCCACGUCCUCCGCCAACAGUAACUGGGCUGACUUCAGCACUAAUUGGCCCUCCAACACAGCCAGUCAGUCAGACAGCGAAGGAUGGGACGCAUGGCCAACCUCUUCAACCAGUCAAAAUCCUUCACUCAGUGUUCCCUCAGCACAGCUACGACAACGCUCUGCCUUCACACCUGCGACCAUGACGACGGGGUCCUCUCCUUCUCCCGUGCUAGGACAGGGGGAGAAGGUCGAGGGUCUGCAGGCUCAGGCCUUGUAUCCAUGGAGAGCGAAGAAGGACAACCACCUCAACUUUAACAAAAAUGAGAUAAUAACAGUGUUGGAGCAGCAGGACAUGUGGUGGUUAGGUGAACUGCAGACCGGACAGAGAGGCUGGUUCCCCAAAAGUUACGUCAAGCUCAUCUCUGCCACCAUGACACCCCCACCUGGUGCCACAGCACGCAGCAAAAACACUAGUGAAUCUGGAGUAUCAGAAAGUCCACCCAAUGGAAAACGUCCCUCCCCUUCCCCAACAAAACCCUCUGAGUCUGGAGAAGAGUACGUGGCCAUGUACACCUACGAGAGCAGUGAACAGGGUGACCUGAGUUUCCAGCAAGGAGAUAUCGUCAUGGUGACCAGGAAAGAAGGGGACUGGUGGACGGGCAUGGUCGGAGGCAAGACUGGAGUCUUCCCUUCCAAUUAUGUCAAACCACGAGACUCAGCCUCAGAGUCUUUGGGACCAGCGGGGAAGACGGGCAGUCUGGGAAAGAAACCAGAGAUCGCUCAGGUGAUCGCCCCCUACAGUGCCACAGGAGCAGAGCAGCUGACGUUAGCUCCAGGACAGCUCAUCCUCAUUAGAAAAAAGAAUCCCGGGGGCUGGUGGGAGGGUGAGCUCCAGGCCCGGGGGAAAAAGCGCCAGAUAGGUUGGUUUCCAGCCAACUAUGUGAAGCUGCUCAGUCCCAGCACCAGCAAGACAACGCCCACAGAGCCCACCCCUCCCAAACUGGCUCCUGCCAGCACAGCUGUGUGUCAGGUGAUUGGCAUGUACGACUAUGUGGCCCAGAACGACGACGAGCUGGCCUUCCUGAAGGGUCAGGUGAUCACGGUGCUCAACAAGGACGACUGUGAUUGGUGGAAGGGAGAGCUCAAUGGGAGAGAGGGUCUGUUUCCCAGCAACUACGUCAAACUCACCACGGAUACAGACCCGAGCACGCAGUGGUGCGCUGACCUCCACCUGCUGGACAUGCUGAGUCCCAUGGAGAGGAAGAGGCAGGGAUACAUCCACGAGCUGAUCGUCACCGAGGAGAACUACGUCAACGAUCUGCAGCUCGUCACAGAGAUCUUCCACAAACCUCUGUUGGAGUGCGAGCUGCUGACGGAGAAAGAGGUGGCCAUGAUCUUUGUCAACUGGAAGGAGCUCAUCAUGUGCAACAUCAAGCUGCUCAAGGCUCUGAGGGUGAGGAAGAAGAUGUCAGGCGAUCGGAUGCCGGUGAAGAUGAUUGGUGACAUCCUGACCAACCAGCUGCCUCACAUGCAGCCAUACAUCAGGUCUGGGGCCCAUUUACCCAACUGGGUGAACGUUGAUGUGUCGGAUAUGCUACGAAGUGAUGACGAUGGGAAUCCAUGA
Molecule: messenger RNA, 4385 nt
Organism: Epinephelus fuscoguttatus (brown-marbled grouper)
Lineage: Eukaryota; Metazoa; Chordata; Actinopteri; Perciformes; Serranidae
Gene: itsn1
Product: intersectin 1 (SH3 domain protein)
Exons: 35
Coding region: 192-4385 (1397 amino acids)
Biological process (GO): clathrin-dependent synaptic vesicle endocytosis; endosomal transport
Cellular component (GO): clathrin-coated pit; cytoplasm; intracellular vesicle
Molecular function (GO): calcium ion binding; molecular adaptor activity; protein binding
Source: RefSeq, a predicted model, not a curated record